Molecule: messenger RNA, 279 nt
Organism: Trypanosoma conorhini
Lineage: Eukaryota; Euglenozoa; Kinetoplastea; Trypanosomatida; Trypanosomatidae
Product: NADH-cytochrome B5 reductase
Exons: 1
Molecular function (GO): FAD binding; oxidoreductase activity
Source: RefSeq, a predicted model, not a curated record
AUGGUUGCUGCUUUCGUCGUCGUGCUGACGCUGUGGCUGCUUUAUUCCAAGGGGUUUCUUUACUCUGGUGACGCGGUGGCCCUGGAUGCGUCGAAGUUUCAGUCUUUCAAGCUGGUUGACAAAAUAUCUGUGAGCCACAACAGCUUUAUCUUCCGCUUUGCCCUGCAUUCACCCACGCAGCGGCUUGGACUUCCCAUCGGACAGCACAUCUAUAUUCGGAGUGCGGUUGUUAACGCAGAUGGAAAGUCAGAGAUGGUGCAGCAUGCGUACACACCCGUU